AUGGAAACCCUAUAUAAAGAAAUACCAUUUUCAAAAUUAAAAGAUAAUAAAAUUACAAACAAUAAAAAAAGGGACUUACAUAAAAUUGGUCAGUAUCAUAAUAACUAUUCGAAAAUAUUUCGAAACAAACAUACAUUAGGAUUUCGAAGUAUAGGAAGAACAAAAAGUUCAAUAAUAAAAAAAAAUAAAAGUAAAAGAUUGGGAAUAAUUACAAAGGAAAAUAUAAUAAAUUUAAUUAGGCAUAAUAAAAGUGAUGUACGAAAAAUUCGAUCUAUACUAUUUUUAAAAGCUUAUGAACAUUCAGAAUUAUUUCACAAAAAAAAACAAGAUAGAUUGGAAACAUUAAAACUAAACAAAUAUAAUAAAUGUAUUGAAGUAAAAGACGCAAAAGAAAAAGAGAGAUUAAAGUUGUUAAAGUUAUUAAAAAGUUAUAAUAUAAAAUAUGAGGGUUAUACAAAUUUAUAUGAUUUAUGUGAUUAUUCAAUUUAUUUUUCUGAACAAAAUCAUAAAAAUGUAGAAGAAAUAAAAGAUAUCCAAAUGUACAAAAUAAAUGAAAGAAAAAAAAAAAAGAAAUAUGAUAAUGAUAAUUUUUUGUAUUAUCUUGUAUCUAUUGGUAUAUCAUAUAAUGAUAUAAUUGAAAUGGCAAGUGUCUUUGAAAAUAUGAAAUAUUUAAAAUAUUGUAAUUUAUAUAUGCUACCAUGGAUAUAUAAAAAAGUAAAUGAAUUCCAUAACUAUGAUGUAAAUACAUUUGUUUUAUAUUGUGUAGUAUAUUCUAUAACAACAUUAAGUUCAUCUUUAUAUUUAUUUAUAAAAUAUAAAACAAUAGCUAUUAUAUUUCCAUUAUUUAUUACUUAUAUGUUUUUUUCUGCUCCAUUUUUAUUACAAGAAAUAAAUGGAGGUAGAUUUGUUUUAGAUGGUUGUAUUUCUUUUUUUAAUUCUAUAAAUACUUGUCAUUUGCCAAUAGCUAUUUCUUUAAUUAUAUCAUAUAUAUUGUCUAUAAUAAAAUGCAUAGAUUCUAUAUGUUUACAUUUGCAUUAUUUUUCUUACUAUUUUAUUGAUAAAAAUCCAUGGGUAUAUAAAAAUCUUAAUAAUAAAAUAUGUUCCAAAUUUAAUGGAAAUCAAAACAUUUGCAACAUCGGUAGAAAUAUUUGUUCUUAUAAUAUCGCUGAUGGAAAAUGUGAAAUAAACACAAUGAAGUUGAGUAUGAAAAUGUAUGAUACCUUAUUAAGAAAAUAUACAGAACCAAAGACAACAAAUUUUGGAGGGAAUGUUGUAUUAUAUUCAUUCCUUUUUUUAUUUUUAUAUAACAGUUUUUCAAAAUAUAAAUCGUCUAAUAAAUUAAUAAAAUUAUUUACAUUUUUAAUAAUUUUUAUUUUUACAAUCGAUAUUAUUUCUUUACGUGAUUUUUCCCUUCUUGAGUUAUUGUCAGUAGAUUUAAAUAUUUCAAAAAUAUUCAACAUUUUGUCAAAUCAUGAUGUAUGGAUUUCAUGUAUGAUCCAUUGUAUUGUUAGCAUGUCUUUUCAUUCCGGGAUUUACUUUUACACAUCCAAGGGACUUAGUAAUAAUUGGGAAGAACUUAAAAAAUAUUGA
Molecule: messenger RNA, 1590 nt
Organism: Plasmodium vinckei vinckei
Lineage: Eukaryota; Apicomplexa; Aconoidasida; Haemosporida; Plasmodiidae
Product: amino acid transporter, putative
Exons: 3
Coding region: 1-1590 (529 amino acids)
Source: RefSeq, a predicted model, not a curated record